AUGACUGCAAAAGUUAGAGCUAUCGGCUUAGAUUCCGAGAUAGCUAACAAUGUGGAGUCACAAUUUGACGAUAACAAAGUGGUGUUUCUGUCAUGGGUCCAAAAACGUUCUUUCAAGACCCACCAAUGGAAUAAACGCUGGAUGGUCCUUCGAAAUUGCCAGCUAAGCUACUAUAAGAAAAGCUCCGAACAUAAGCCAAGCAAGGUGCUCAACAAGUCCGAAUUGUUGGCUUUCAGUGACGUUCAAGAUCCCCACAAGGAGCACGAGAAUCAUUUUGCAAUCUAUACUAGUAGCCGUGUGUACCACUUUCGAGUGGAAAGCAAAGAGCUACAAGACAGCUGGAUGAAGGCGUUGGAAAGCGUUGUGAAACAGUAUGAGGACGAUUCGAACGAGGAGGAAGAGCACGAGACGGUCGCUAGUCAUUUAUCUCAUCUACUGAUGGACAGAAGAGAGGAAGAAUAUGUCGUUGAACAAGGCGAGCUUCGAAAACUUCGAAAGCGUUAUAGCCAGUGGAGAAAGCUAUAUGUUGUUGUGACGAACAAGGCCAUUUACUUCUGCAAACUGAAGGAGCAGAAAGACAAAGCAUACAAAAUAAUUAGCAUGGACAAAGUCAUGGACGUUAUUGAAGUUGACGCCACGAGGGGAAAGAGUUGGUGUCUCAUGGUGAUAACCCCUAUGAAACGAAUAUACUUGGGCGCUCUGAGCGAACAGGAUAUGACGAAAUGGCUCUCCGCGAUCAAAGCUGUCGUAUUGCUGAAGAGACGAGUUUGA
Molecule: messenger RNA, 771 nt
Organism: Candidozyma haemuli
Lineage: Eukaryota; Fungi; Ascomycota; Pichiomycetes; Serinales; Metschnikowiaceae
Exons: 1
Coding region: 1-771 (256 amino acids)
Source: RefSeq, a predicted model, not a curated record